Seminavis robusta is the source of this 582-nucleotide messenger RNA. NCBI's taxonomy places the organism in Eukaryota, Bacillariophyta, Bacillariophyceae, Naviculales, Naviculaceae. The record is from the annotation of a GenBank genome assembly.
AUGAGUUUUGAAACCGAUUCGCUUAUCGUCGAAUUCUAUCCUCAUGACACGGUGGAGUUGUACACACUGCGGACCAGUCGAGACACGAAGCAUACGGUAGAUCUGUCUGAGACGGCAAAGGCAUCCACGGCCCCCGAGUAUGGGACUGAACUGUUCGGGUUUGGAGCACAACGACAGGGAGCCCACGAAGAGAAAGAACGGGAUGGGAAAAAGGCGAUUUCUCACGAUGGAGAUUGCGGGAUGAUCUACGUCGACGAAAACGGAUUUGCGCGUGUAAUGCAUCACGCAAUUACUGGGAACGCAAAGGGAUUCUACGCUUCUUGGGGAAUUUCACUCCAGCGUGUCAUGACAAAACAUGCGGAAUAUUUUGGUAUCACUCCUCCGGUUUGCCAUGAUGUUAGCCGCCUUAAAAUCGCAUCUCUGCAAGGUUCUGCCCUACAGCCGCCACGCUUUGAAGCUGUGUUCGCCCCCGGAGAAGAGCCAGAAGGUGAUCCGGUAGUUUUGGGCAAAGGGUACACCACCUUUGACGUUUUGUUUGCCCCCGGAGAAGAGCCAGACCUAGAAGAAGAUCCGAUGGUGUAG